UCGGUCGGAGUGAGAUGUGAGAUACUCCGGAGCAAAACGGGAGGUUAAAUCGUCGGAACGGAGAAAAUUGAGAAGAUGUGAUUAACUCGUUGACAGACCGCUCAUUAAGCCGAGUCGCUCGCCAAAUGUCAUUCCCGAGCUAAAUGCGGGACGUGACUGCUUAGUGAGCGCUACAUCGACACAAUGCCUGGGAAGAUAAAAGUGAAGAUACUGGCAGGCCGCAAUCUGCCAGUGAUGGACCGUUCCGGCGACACAACGGACGCUUACGUGGAACUGAAGUUCGGCAAUAUAACUUACAAGACGGACGUGUGUCGAAAAUCCUUGAACCCGCAAUGGAACUCGGAAUGGUAUAAGUUUGAAGUUGAUGAUGCUGAGCUGCAAGACGAGCCAUUGCAAAUCAGAUUAAUGGACCAUGAUACGUACUCUGCCAACGAUGCGAUAGGCAAAGUUUACGUUAAUCUAAAUCCACUGCUGUUACCUGGUAUGCUGCCUCCAGUGAAGAACAUUUGGACCCUAGAGGCAGCUAUGAACACCAGUGCUGGUUCACAAGGAUCAGUUAUGACUGGAUGGAUACCUGUAUAUGACACAAUGCAUGGUAUACGUGGCGAAGUUAAUAUUAUCAUUAAGGUGGAGUUGUUCUCUGACUUUAACAAGUUCAGACAGUCGUCCUGUGGAGUGCAAUUUUUUUACUCACCUAAUAUACCAUAUGGAUAUCACGCGCAAAUGAUACAUGGAUUUGUUGAAGAACUUGUGGUCAGUGAUGAUCCGGAAUACAAGUGGAUUGAUAAAAUAAGAACACCCAGAGCUUCAAACGAGGCACGGCAGACGCUGUUUUUUAAAUUGAGCGGAGAGGUCCAGAGAAAGAUUGGAUUAAAAGCGCUGGAUCUUGGUGGAAAUGCUGUGAUUGGAUAUUUGCAAAACUUUGAUCUGGAAGGCGAGUCCGGUAUCGUUGCCAGAGGUAUAGGUACGGCGGUGACGCUCGUAAAACUGCACGACGUUCUCGGUUUCCCUUGCGACAGCGUCAAUAUCGAAGAGAUCGCAUUCACGCUUUCCUCACGCACGAUAGCGCGAACGGAACGUCGUUACGUCGAUGAUAGUAUGCCGUUCAUCCCAAUAUCUAUUCCCGCUUCGUAUCCCAUUCGCAUAGACAGGAAUCUCGCGUCCUUUCACGCGCACUCCUCGUCAUCGCUAACGCGCCUGGAACGCGUCACUAACGUGUCCGUGUCUCCCGGCCGAUAUGCUGGCGCGCGAAGAAAACGCGGCAGGCGUAUUCCGUUUUUUCGAACCGACACGUCGAGCAUGUUAAACCUGAAGAUAACAACCGCGUCUAGCGGCUCGGAUCUCACCCCGUCUCCGGAAACUGCUCGAAGUUUGAUCGACGAGACUGUGAGAUCCGUACGCACCGUGCUGACGCCCGAGGACGCGAAGAAGGAGUCGAGGGGAAGUCGUCUUUCCAAGCAGAUCAAACACCUACGCGGCAAAUUUGAUCCUGUCGGCGAAGAGAGCCACUUUGCCGCCGUGAAUCCUAAGAAGGAGAGAAAUCUCAGAGAAAGCAAGAUCAGCGGUACGGUAAUGGCUGCAUUAUUGAUCGGAUCUAUACAGAAUAUGCCUUUGGAGAAUGUUGAGAGUACCGAUCCUGUUUCGAUUUUUCGCAGCGACGAUCAACCCGACGAGGAGGAGGUAAAGGAAGAGACACGCUGUAAGGAAAACCCUCCUGAGAGCGUGGAGAUCAAUGUCCAGGAUGGAGGGCAGAAGCAGGUUGAUGUCGCAUCCUCGAUCGACGAAACGGAAGCGUCUUCCUUCGGUGACGAUAACUCCACGGGUGACGAGUCGUCGGAGGAUACCACCAGUUACAACAUCCUGGACGAUUCGAGAUACGAGAUAGACAGAGAUUCCGACAAAGCAGAGUCGACCUCUUCGAGUCUGCAGGAAAGGAUUCCCAUCGCGCAUGGAUCCAGCACGGAUUCCACGCUGCAAAUAGAAUCGGAUGUAACGACGGAAAACACUAUACGAAAUGAUCUCGCGAUCCCCAUAAUCACUGUGGACGCUCGAGAGAGCACGGACUCGGACACAUCGAUCGACACGCCUGGACUAUCGAAUAACGAAAGUCUACCCGGAGUCACAAAUCUCCUUGCUCCAAAAUCAAUACUUUCGUCUCAUCAGGCGUCCGACACUUCUGACAGCGAGCAACGUCAGAAAUUGAACUUGGAAGUGAAGGAAGAUAAACGACACAGCAGUGCUACGUCCGGAUCGUCGACUUCCGCCGAUGCGCAUCACAUUCAUCUGACGAGACAUGAACGAGAUUUAUGUCGGGAGCGCAGUCGACAAUCCGCUCAUCGACAAAACGGGGAAUUAACGCGACUCGGGUCACCGUCUGCCGGUGAAAGAUCAGAAGAUCGCACGAAUACAGAUAAGGAGAAAAACGAUCCUACAAGUUUCUCGCAUGCGACGACUAGGUCUAGUCUAUCGAACGAGGAAGCCCGCGCGUUAGCGACAGCCGAGAGACGGAGAUGCAUGCGCGAUCUGAUCAAGCUGAUCGACACGAAGAUGAUGGUGUCUACGCGCGCGAUGCGUCGCAGCAAGAGGACUAAGUCGUCGCGAAGGAGCAAAAGGAGGAAGCGCGAAAAAAAGACGUCCCACAGGGACUCGAGAGAGUCUAAGAAUUCGCCGUUCGACAGAUUUCCUUCCCGUCACGGCGCGUCGUCUACGAGGAGACACGCGUCGCACAAGGACAUCCUUCUUCGCGUUUCUCGCGAUCGGUCGACUUCCGAGUGCCUCUCCUCGGGUCGGCUGCAUCCGAUCCUCUGCACCACUUCCCGUUCCUGUGGCUCCUCUCUCGUCAGCUUAACCGGUCAGACAAACGCGUCCUCCCCGUCUGCCACGUUUCAGCGUCGUCCGCACGACGGUCCGUCCAACACCGCGGGUAAGGCCUCGCCGAGGGGCACCCGUGGCGGCGAACUCGACGACGCGGCACCCGCGAUAUCCGUCAGCGGCGUUUGUAAUCUAGGAGAAACAUCACAUUAUCAUAUUGAUUGUACUGUGCCCACUAACAAUGCUAAUAUGACUUACAAUUCGCGUGUGUCCCGUCCUUCUCCCGAUCUUAGGCAGCAAGACGAGGCCUCGAUCAGUCCGUCCUGCCCGCUACCGACCGUUCCUACGAUGGCUGCGAAAAUGUCCCAGUCUCCGGCGACCAAAACGCUCGCUAGCGUGCCGCUUCACCGGCGAUCGAGCGACUCCGAUUUGAGCGUCACUCCCAAAGGUAACUCUCUUGGCAGUAGUGAAAAAUCGAUAACAGGUCCUUUAAGAACACCGACCGCAGUGGUCAGACCUAUGAAUCAAGACACGUUGGAAAUGUUAGAGUACCCAUUCAUCACUAUGCAACAUUAUCCACCUGGCUUCAUACUACAUAUAGGUGGUCUAGUGAGCUCGAAGUCGGUGAAAUUACUCGAGAGGAUAAGUAACUUGGAGGAGCCGGAGGGCCGUGAUUCGUGGUGGACUGAAAUUAGAAUGGAAGUUAGAUCGCAUGCGAGAGCGUUAGGUUGCAACGUUGUUAUAGGCUACAAGGAAGAAACUAGUAUAUGCGACGACGUGUGCGUGCUGAGUGGUUCCGGUACCGCGGCAGUCAUAAAUCUUCACAAUUCCGGCCAAGAUCCGGACGGCGUCAUUCUGAAUAAGCUUCAGCAGAGCGUGCCCACGGCUGCCGUAGAUUUAGAGAAAGGUCAGCAGCAAAAGUCCGUAGCGGUGAAGGCGGAGAAAGUUGACGGCGAUGCUUCGUCCGUCGUGACUCACUCGGAACGACAGAACGGAAAGGUGUGCAAGCACUCUUCCGAUGGUAACGAUCACGAGAGCUCAUCCUGCGGCCAGUCGCAGCUGCGAUGCAACCUGUGCCAUCUUCCUUACAGCGAGAGCAGUGUGCCAUUUAGAGUCAAUGUGUCCAAGUGUGCCAUAUGCAAGCGUGCCAAAGUCCCGGACGUGAUGUUCACCACUAUAGAGGUGCCCGCGAAUAUACCGACAACCGGAAGGGGUUGUUUUAUUCAGGCGACCGUGUGUAAGAGCAAGAAGGAUCUGCGGGGCGAAUUGAACGCGAAGGAAAUAUCAGAUUGCCUGCCAUUCUUAGAAUACGAGCUGCAUAGUUUAUUGUUGAAUAAGCUCAAGAUUAAAGGAAUGAACGCGGUCUUCGGCCUCAAGUUGCAGGUUUCCGUUGGGGAACGGUUCAUAAUUGGUAUGGCGGUAGGUACCGCGAUCUACUUGACAGCGCUACCGCCGCCCACCAUCCCGCAAAUAGCGUCUGGCAAUUCGUGGCAUAAGGAGGAGCAAUUGGGGGAAAUGCAAAAGUCUAUCGUAGAAACGGUGAAGAAGAAUAGAGAAUUUUAUCGUCUGAAACCUAUCGGAGUCAACGAAGUCGAAAAUGGACGCAUUCAGAGCACUUCCGAUACGGACGAAUCGGACGAAGAUCUGCCAGAACUUGAUCUUGGAUUGGGUACUCGCGACGCGUGUAUUUUGGAAGUGGACGACAUCGAGGACAUGGACCGGAUAUCAUCGUUAAUGGACAACAGGCCACCCGACGAUUUCCAUGUUGUUAACACGCAAACGAUACCUGGUCUUGAGGAUUUAGAAAUCGUCAGGAAUCUACAAAUGUUCACGCAGAUCUCAAGAGCUAAAAUCCCUAUGGUACAAUUUGCCUCGAUGCCAUCGAAAUAUUUCGCCAGAUUACUUCAGUCCUUGUACUUUAAAUUAAGAAGAAUGGUUCCUUGCGCGCUAUGCGAUAUGCAGUUUAAAGUAGCAUUAUCCGAACAAGAUGAGAUACAACUAACCGUCGUUGGUAUGGCACUGGGCUUAGGAGAACCUUUGAAUACGAAUAAAUAUAAAAGAAAAAUUGUGUGCCGUUCCUUGAGCAAGGAUCAAGUAAGAAAACCAGAUGACAGUGAUAUGAUAUUCAGCCUAGAUGAGGAUCAUUUAGAGAACAAUAUAUCCGACAGUGCGACACGCACUUGCAUAGGAAAUCCUGCAACUUUAAGCAGUACUCCUGUACAAAAACCAAGACCACGCUCACCUUUGCGUUUAAAAUCAUUUACUACUCAUAGACGUAAACAUGUGCCUUUGAAAGGAAGAUACGGCGUAGAUAUAACACCUUUAUCUUAUCUACCAGGUGGAAGGAUAGAGAGAUAUCAAGGCAAUUUGAACUUCUUUUUUAUUCGCGAAAGUACAUCGAUACGGGAGAAUGGUGGAUUGAGCGGUUUCACUCACAGCUUCGUGAUGGAAGUUUUGGCGAUCGUUCGCGCGCACAUUACGGCAUUAGGCGGUAACGCUAUGGUAGCGUUCUUUAUGACGCAGUGCGUGCUUCUCCACAGUCCUCACAAAAAUCAAGGUCAAUGUCUUAUUAAUGUGGGUGGCGAUGUUGUGACAGUAUCUUAUUACGCGGAUGAGAAACAUGGCGCCGUUUCAAAUUGCUGACCCCAACCUCCACAUUCGGCGCCACCAUAAACGACCAUUUAAUACAAUGGCAAUUAAUGUGACGAAAUAUUUGCCAAUAUCAAUGCUAUUAUAGAUAGAUCAUAUGUUAUCGAUUCUGUGAGACUUUUAUUGCAUUGCACAAUGCCCAAUCUCAGAAUGUUUUUUCGUAGCAAUCAAUAUUGUUAUUUAUUAAUUUAUUUUAUGGAGGUACAGAAAGAUUCAAUACUUAAUUUAAAAUAUUAUUUUCUUUAAGUGUUAAUACACUAGAAUAAUGAAAUAUGACAAAGGUAUGUUAACCUGUUGUUAUAAAUUUAAAAUAUCUUGUAUAUUUAAUAUCUACUGUGUGACUAAAUAUUUAAAUGGCUUAGUAUUUAUGAAGUUUCUAGUGAUUAAACACAAUUAUGUAUAUAUUAUCUCAUCCAAGGGUGUUAUUACGUAAUCACUUAGCGACAACUAUCAAUGUCGUUAAGUGUGGUUACGCAUAUUUUUCCAUAUAUCAAAAUACGUGGCGCAAAGACACUUAACGACAUCGAUGUCAGUAAGUGGUUAGGGAUUAGCAGUCCUGGGAUAUCUCACCUGAAAUAGUCUAUUAUAUACAAUGAUGUCAUCAUCUAUUUCCUCAGUUACACAUUUUCAAUUUUUUGUUAAUGAUUAACUAAAUACUCAAUUAUACUUUCAAAGUACUCUGUUAUUGAUAGUAUAAUUGGAAAGAUAAUGGUUCUACACAUAAAAAUCUUAAUCAAUCUAAUGAUUUUAACUAUGUAGAACAUAUACGAAUUUAUUUUUCUUUGUUUUGAUUACAAUACAAUGACAGACUACUUCAUAAAUAGGAUACUAAUCUAUGGAAUGUAAAAUUCUCUUUUGAAAGUUUCUCUAAAAAUUAUUCAGAGUAAAAUAUAAGAUUAAAUUUAAGUUUUUUAAAAACGAUAUAAUUCUAUCAAAGGCAUAAAAGUUACAGGAUAAAGUAUUGGAAUUUAUCCUUUUGCAAAUCAACAUAGUUUGGUAACUAGGUGCCUUUAAAACUGCAAAAAGAAUUCCCUGUAUAGAAUAUAGCUAAAGAUCUAGUGUAACAACGGUUCUCAAAUUUAAGUUUUGCGAGUCUAAAAUAUUGAUUUAAAAAAACAAUAUUGUCUUGAAAAAUUAAUAUAAAAUAAUCCAUUUAGUUUACCUUAAUGUCUUUAGUUGUGUUAGUACUUGGGGAAAAAAGUACUAGUGCAAAAGAUGAAUGAUUUGUGGUUUAAAAAAUUAUUUAAAGACAAACAUUACUAAUUUUGAUAGUAAACGAAUAAGCAAUAAUAUGAAUAUUAUUUAUUGUAAUUGUAGUCGAAUGAAUCAUACAUUUUUGCUCAAAUAGCAUACAAUUAAACUUAAAAAAUGUCGCGUUCUAAUCUGGUGUCAUUUUAAAAUUAGUAUCAAGGUAAAAAUUAUUAAUAUUUAACAUUGUUCAAAUACAUAAUUUAUAUGUUGUACUUAUUUACUUGAUCGAUAACUAUAUAAUACAUCUAACUGCGAAGCAAAAUGUCCGAUGAUAAAAACUCUAGUCAAAAUGUCAUUGUUUAUUUCUCUGUUAUAUUAAUAUUAAAUUAUUUAUAAAAAAUAAUAAA
Molecule: messenger RNA, 7058 nt
Organism: Monomorium pharaonis (pharaoh ant)
Lineage: Eukaryota; Metazoa; Arthropoda; Insecta; Hymenoptera; Formicidae
Product: C2 domain-containing protein 5
Exons: 15
Coding region: 184-5454 (1756 amino acids)
Biological process (GO): intracellular protein transmembrane transport; positive regulation of protein targeting to membrane; positive regulation of vesicle fusion
Cellular component (GO): plasma membrane
Molecular function (GO): calcium-dependent phospholipid binding; calcium ion binding
Source: RefSeq, a predicted model, not a curated record